AUACAUUAACACAACGGUAGUUGGUAUAAAGAUAUUUACUUAGUUUUUGACGAGAUCAGUGACUUUCAAAUCUCUAUCUGUAUCUGGUUAGUUUGCCACGGGUCAUUUCCUUAACAUGUAUCAAAAUGCUUAUCUACGAAACGGAUUGAUAGUAUUGGUUAUUCUUGUUUGUUUUGGUACAAAUUCGAAUGGACUAAAAGUAUCUGUCUACUACGAAGCGCUGUGCCCAGACAGUGUAAGAUUUAUUGGUCGUCAGCUCUACCCCAAAUGGGACCAAAUUAAGGACUAUAUCGACGAGUUGGAAUUUGUACCCUUUGGCAAAGCCAUAUACGUGCACCACGAUGCUGAUGUUGUAAAGCAAGCACCUGAGCGUUACUCAUUCAGUUGCCAACAUGGUCGUAGAGAAUGCCAAGGAAACAAGUACCAGGCUUGUGCACUAUCGCAAAAUAAAGGCAAAGAUGUAGAAGUGCCUUUGGUUUAUUGUAUCAUGAAAAGUAUAGAUCCUUCUUCUUUCGACACUGUUGAAGAGUGUGCUAGGAGAUUUGGAUUAGAUAUUCCGAAGCUGAAAUCCUGUUCCGACAGCAUAGAAGGAGACAAACUUCUAGCUACCAAAGGAGACCGCACGUUUCAGCUGGAUCCAAAUAUUUCUUUCGUUCCCACCAUUGUCUUUGAUGAUCAGUUUAAACAAGUGGAACAGUCUCAAUCUUUAAAAGAUUUCGUUGCUGUUGUUUGCUCUAAGAUACAAAAUAAGAGUAAACCAAGUGUAUGUAAUGGCAGACAGUUACCACAGUUGCCGUCUUUCGAUGAUUAUUAUUAUUAGGUAAAUGGAAUAAGGCUAUUUAAAUCCAAUACAUAUUUA
Messenger RNA from Diabrotica virgifera virgifera (western corn rootworm), 859 nucleotides. Its product is annotated as GILT-like protein 1. NCBI's taxonomy places the organism in Eukaryota, Metazoa, Arthropoda, Insecta, Coleoptera, Chrysomelidae. The transcript is spliced from 4 exons. Bases 116 to 820 code for a protein of 234 amino acids. Gene Ontology annotation, molecular function: oxidoreductase activity, acting on a sulfur group of donors, disulfide as acceptor. The record is from RefSeq and is a predicted model, not a curated record.